Molecule: messenger RNA, 1906 nt
Organism: Spirometra erinaceieuropaei
Lineage: Eukaryota; Metazoa; Platyhelminthes; Cestoda; Diphyllobothriidea; Diphyllobothriidae
Source: the annotation of a GenBank genome assembly
AUGCAGCGGCGAGGCGACGAUACCGAGAAAACACAGGAAGGCCAAAUGGCUUGGAUACGGUGGAGCAGAGGCACUGAAGUUUGGAUGGGCAAGGCUGGGGAAUUUGAUGGGGAGCUGGCGAAAUGGAUUAUCCAGGCCAGCGUCGAGGACGACGAGUUGACAGGCAGCUUCAGGAGAAGGGAUGCUACGGAAGCUGAGAUUUUUAGUCUGGUCGUUUAGACAAUAUUUACGACAUUCUACUAGAAUUUCGAAAUCGGCAAGGAAUUUCUGCCAUGAACGGAACAUGGAACGUCAGCAACAACAAAAACCCAACGGAAGAGACGCCGGAAGCAGAUAUCCAAGUAGAAGGAGCAGGUAUCGAAAGCGGUGGUCAGGAUGGUGUUGACGGCCUGGAUGAAUAGGCCGAGGUCGGGGCACAGACGGUAGGCUGUUGUGGGAGGAAUGACCUUCAGCUACGCACCACUUCCGACCGGGAAACCUCUUCCACUCCGGUGCGACAAGUACUAGAGCUGCCACGGAGCUUGGUCGUACUGGUCCUCGUGCUAACCCAUUUUACCCGUUUGCUAUUACUGCAGAUGAAGAAGCAGGGAGAGACGCAGCGACGGGCUCUGGAACCAAGGAUGGUCUGAUACAAGCAGGUGGCGAUUGUGUUGGUACGGGCUGAAUAAGUAGAUUGGGCAUGACGGACCAAUGACCUCGAUGGGCUCCGGGAUAAAGAGGAGCUAUAUCAUGGGCAAACUUCGUAAUCUCAGACCUCAGUUGUGUGAAGAGAAGUAGAUGGUGCAGAAUGUGAUGGCUCGGAAAAACUAUGCAUCUCGGCCAUUUGAGUAAACGGGGCGGCCGACAGGGAGUCACAAGCGGGGACUAAAAUGUACUGAAAUUCCGGUGGAAAGUUAUCCGCUGUCAACGCCUGAUUAUAUCGCAGAUUGGGAAGGAGAUUUUCUGGUGUUCUGAGGGAGUCACCAAUUUGUCGAAAAUGGGACGGCAACGCUAGAGUUCUCGAAGCACACGUCAUGGAAGAGAGACUAGGUUGGGCAAGCGCAAUUAGGGCGAGGGAGAGCAUAAAGGGAGCUCAGCAAGCAGUUGCAGUGAACCGUCUCCUAAGGCCAAUGUUAACCGUUGGUGUUCGUAGGCAUCUAGCGCGUGCGUUUGGAAUCUGUCCGAUUGCAGCCAGUCAGCGAAAAACGCGGCCUUGAAUGGCCCAGGGCUCUCGCAAUGCUUGUGGCAAGCCAUACGCGGGACUCCAGCCACCGAUUGACAGGGAACAUGAGGCAGAUAGAAAAGCAGCAAAAGAAAGCGGCCACGCCGGCGACUACGGGGAUCAAUUGUCACACGCCCUCAUACCUAGUAAUUCUGCUCUCUUUCCCAUUCCCCCUUCCCUUUCAGCAGGAAAAAGUUCUACGAAAGGGCGACAUGGACUGCCGUAAGCGGUCCAGGCUAACUCGUGCCGUCUUUCGCUAAACAAAGUUGUGAACUGUGAUGGAGUUUAGCAGUCGUCUUGGAUGUCUAGGCAUCCAUAUUUAGGAAUGGCACUAUCUAUCCCCUCGAGGGAAAGGGGUCCAGAAAAGGUGCCUAAAGUUAAUGUCGGGAAAUCAUGCCGCCUUUAAGCAUACUGUGGCUCGUAGGUGCAAAACUGACAGUCGAAUAAAUAACAAACAACAGCACCCCGCGUUCCUAUCCCCUCGACCCCUCCCUACAGGUCAACAAAGUGAAUCUGUUCACUCUGACAGUCGGGAAUGUUCGUUUCCUCUUAGGUAACCUGUGGAGCAACCGACCAGAAAGGAGGAUGACGCUGGUCGCUCAAGAACUAGCACGCCACAAGGUGGACAUCAGCGCUCUCAGCGAGGCUCGCAUCUCCGAAAAGGGCCAUCUGGAGGGAAUGGGUGCCGGCUAUACAUUCUUCUGA